Molecule: messenger RNA, 1187 nt
Organism: Armigeres subalbatus
Lineage: Eukaryota; Metazoa; Arthropoda; Insecta; Diptera; Culicidae
Product: cuticle protein 5-like
Exons: 2
Coding region: 147-701 (184 amino acids)
Source: RefSeq, a predicted model, not a curated record
AAACUGCUUCCUCGCCACUCGGAAAGGCACAGUCCGCGAACAGUCCUCGUUUGGUUCAGAUCAACCUGGAGGUUUGCGUUUACAAGAGCACUCAAUAGUUUUGUCCACUGUUGUCUUUUGCUUUGCAAAACAAUCCAAUUUUAACAAUGAAAGCCUUCGUGUUGGGAUCAGUGCUUAUGGUUGCUUCGGUUUGCUCCGGAUCGUACAUUCCUUUGGACACUCCUGAAGUAGCCGCUGCCAAGGCUGCUCACUUUGCCGCCCAUGCAGCCGCCGGUGUUGGUGGUGGUCAUUGGGAUCAUCACGAUGUCCAUGUACAGAAGUGGCAUGGACCCAUCCACAUCCCAGUAAUUCACAAGGGCGUCCCUGUGGAUACCCCCGAAGUUCAGCACGCCAAGGCCUUCCACGCUGCCGCUCACGCUAAGGUCGCCGGGUAUGCUCACCAUGAUGAUGGCCACUAUGGAGGCGAUGUCCAUGUGCAGAAGUGGCACGGACCAAUCCACAUCCCAGUGAUCCACAAGGGUGUUCCAGUCGAUACCCCCGAAGUCCAGCACGCCACGGCUUUCCACCUGAACGCUCUGGCUAAGGCUGGCUCAUAUGGCUCAUAUGGCUCAUAUGGAGCAGGAGCAUGGUCCGACAACGGCAUUGGACACGAAGAUGAUGGCUCCUACAAGCCGCAUUUGUACGAGGGUGAACAAUACUAAGCCAUGCAAAUCAACGCACUGCUAGCUGUCGAAUAUGCCAAAUCUUAGGAAAUAGCCAAUAGUAAACCGUUUAACAUUCUGACCAUGUCUGGUACCUUGAAGCGACUGUAUUUCACAAAGCAUGUGCACGCGCCGCAAAUUACACACAACUAUUGAGUGCCACACAGACUUGUCACAAAGGAAGAAUUCUUCCACAAAUGUCAUCGGAAUAACAUCUUGCCGGUUCUCAGCACACCUAUUGUAGAAACUAACAUCUAUCGAAAUAGUUUGUGCUAAACAGUUUGUGGAAGUAGCUUCAUAGAAACGUCAAAUCGACCAAAGAUCCAAACUUAGAUAAUAAGAAAACCAAAGAGAUUCUGCGAUAGAAUAAUAAGUGAGUCACGAUCAAUUACUUAACGCGCAGCCGUGUACAUACUUCGAAACUGAUCUUGCUUACUGAACUGAAUGAAACUACUGAAUGCAAAGCAAAGGAUUUAAAGAAUCUAA